Messenger RNA from Botrytis sinoallii, 541 nucleotides. RefSeq lists its product as uncharacterized. The record is from RefSeq and is a predicted model, not a curated record. The transcript has 5 exons. Bases 167 to 541 code for a protein of 124 amino acids. NCBI's taxonomy places the organism in Eukaryota, Fungi, Ascomycota, Leotiomycetes, Helotiales, Sclerotiniaceae.
CAGCUUUCAAAUAUCUUCAUCUGUUUUGAUCCUGCCUAGUAUCUACUGAACACAUUACAACCACAACCACAACGUCCAAUUACGGGAAAAUCUACGAUUCCUAAACUCUCCACGAACGAAAGAUAAUAUAUCAAUUAAACACGGAAAUCCUCAUACUAUAGCAACGAUGGAUUACUCUGAUGCUUUCCGACUUGUCAAUUUGGCAGUAGGUGUUUUUAUGGUUCUUGGUGGAAUUUCCCAAUUCUUUCCUUUGGGCUUAAUUCCAAAUUCAACCACAAGUCUCGCGCUAUGCAUCCUUCCUCUUUUCCUUCGUUGGACGAGGAAUCUUCUACGUAUUCGUUGGAAUCCAUCCUCUUACACGACCAGUCUUUGCGCAUCAUUGCCGGUUUCUUUGAUUGGUAUAAUCGGUCUUAUUUACAUUGGUCUCGAGUUUGUUCCAUCUAUCGAGCAACCUGCGAAAAUAGUCUACACAAAACUUUUUGCUAAUGAUCAUUCCCAAAACAGAGAAGCAGAUGGAGGAUGGGGCGCCGAACAAGUCUAA